Molecule: messenger RNA, 706 nt
Organism: Corylus avellana
Lineage: Eukaryota; Viridiplantae; Streptophyta; Magnoliopsida; Fagales; Betulaceae
Product: Preprotein translocase Sec, Sec61-beta subunit protein
Biological process (GO): intracellular protein transport
Cellular component (GO): Sec61 translocon complex
Source: RefSeq, a predicted model, not a curated record
UAUUUCACUCUCAUCCUUUCUCCCUCAUUUCUCAAACAUCUCACUCACUCGCACACACGCUCGCACACACGCCUACAUAUCUCUUCUCGCUCUGCUCAGAGCGCAACAAUGGUGAGAGGCUCAUCUCAGUCCCAGUCCACGGCCUCCGCGACCUCCAGACCCGGCGUCGUUGCUCCGCGCGGCUCCGCGGCUGCGACGGCCGGUAUGCGCCGCCGUAGAGUCAGCGGCGCGUCCGGUGCCACCGGCUCCGGCGCGAUCAGCGCCGGCUCAGGCGGCGGCGGAAACAUGCUGAGGUUCUACACGGAUGACGCCCCUGGAUUGAAGAUCACGCCGACUGUCGUGCUUGUCAUGAGCGUCUGCUUCAUCGGCUUCGUCACCGCCCUCCACGUCUUCGGCAAGCUCUAUCGCCGAUCCGGAGAUGGAGCUUAGCUCUGUGUUCGGAUUCCGAGCUUUGAUUGCUGUGCUGGAGGCUUAGUGAUGAGUGAUCUUGCGUUCCUGAUCGGUAACUGAAUGCUACGUUUCUCCUUUUUACUCUGUACAUUUUCGCAAGCUUGUACUUCAUAGGGUUUCCAUUUUGUUGAUUCCGGAUUCUGCGGGUUUUACUUUGAAGGAAACGAGUGAGUUUUGAUCUUGCUUGCUUUUCAAUCAUCUCAUCUGCUCUUAUUUGCUCAAAUUUUAUUGGAAUAAAUCCUUUUAUCGUUUGAUA